AGCCUGGUUUUGAGAGUGAUUGAGAAAGAAAUUUGUUCCUAGCUUCUAGUAGCUAAGAUUCAGUCACCUCUGAAGAUAAAUUUUCAUUUUGUAACCUCCAUCCUUGUUCAGAUUGUUUGCAUUUCUCUUCUCCCUGAAACUGCUUCGGCGCAGCGGCGCCGAGGAAACAAGGUCAGUAGUUACAGCAUGUGUCGGGCAAAAUGAGUGUAGGUCACAAAGAAGGGUUUGGUGUCGAGUCGUGGUAGCGAGCCCUGCUGUGUUGGCUUUUAUCUACAAAGCGGGGCGAAAGCCUGCUUUCUGGGUAGUGAGUGGCGCAGAAAGGGAACAAAAUCCAGCUUAGGUGAGUGUGACCUCGUCUCGAAAAGGAACAGGAAUAAAAACGUCGCUGCUCCAGCUUUGGAACUGGCGUGUGUAAAUUGAUAUGAAAGUGAUUCAGAUAAUAAUGCAGAGCUGCUGCUGCUGCUGCUUCAGUGUAGCCUUGCAUUCAGGCUGCAAGUGAUUCAGAGAGUUAUUCAGAGAAUGAUGCAGAGCUGCUUCGGUGAAAGAGCUGAGCCUAGUCUUGAGAGAGCCAGAGUGAGGAUAUGGUGGACGGUGUCUGUCUUGGCUACUGUAGCUGGCUGGUGUGCCUGUUGUGUAGCCGUACUGACAAGUGAGCAUGCAUGCAGGCUGCGUCGUUAAGCUUCUGACAGUGACACAUUAUCUGCACACGGACACACACACAUACACCAGUCAAAUAUACAGUAGUGGUUGGUACUAACAGGAAAAAGAUGACACGUUCAGCUGGUGGUGUAGCACACGAGGCUAAGGCAGAAUUAUCAGAAGAAACACAGGUGAUCUUCCUCCAGACUGCAAAAAAGUUGUCUAGGUCUCACAAGAUGUUGCAGCCUUGGGGUCUCAGAAGCCGUGAUAUGAUGGAUGCGUUUUGUUUUGUUGCCCCGGUCCACUCAACACUUGAACUCGCCUGCUAAUGACAAUUUCUCGCCGGCCGGCCGGCCGGCCCUCCUCCCCGGACGGCACGGCAGCUCGACUGAUCUGGUCACGGUCACGCCACACUAUCAUCACCGUCGUCGUCAUCGUCUCGCCAACAUCUAUUUAUAGAUGGAAACCUAGCUGGGAGAGCAGCACUAGCAUUAGUAAGACGGACAGAGAGCUCUUGAGGGAGGGGCGGCGCUCACCGUUGAUCGGAUCCAUGUCGGGCGACUGGGGCCCGGUGCUGAUCGCGACGGCCUUCUUCGUGGUGAUGCUGCCGGGGCUCAUCUGCGAGAUCCCCGGCGGCGGGGGGCGCGGCCGGCCCGAGUUCCACAGCAUGAAGACCAACGGCAUCGCCAUGUUCGUCCACACCGUCAUCUUCUUCGCCUUCUGCGCCAUCUUCAUGGUCGCCGUCGGCGUCCACGUCUACGCCGGCUAGCCCUCCGGCGCCAUACAUACUACAGCAAGACCACCAGCUAGCUAUCGUGUGUGUUCCAUGUUUGAUUUUUUUUCUCUCUUCUUUUAUCUAAUAUGCUCAGGAUUGUCUGUCAGUUCAUCAACCUGUGAUUUAUUGAAUGGUUGAUUUGAGCCA
Messenger RNA from Aegilops tauschii subsp. strangulata, 1561 nucleotides. RefSeq lists its product as uncharacterized. Lineage: Eukaryota; Viridiplantae; Streptophyta; Magnoliopsida; Poales; Poaceae. The record is from RefSeq and is a predicted model, not a curated record.